This is a messenger RNA of Oenanthe melanoleuca, 6697 nucleotides long. RefSeq lists its product as uncharacterized. Gene Ontology annotation, biological process: regulation of cell population proliferation. The record is from RefSeq and is a predicted model, not a curated record. Lineage: Eukaryota; Metazoa; Chordata; Aves; Passeriformes; Muscicapidae. The coding region runs from base 15 to 6530 and encodes 2171 amino acids. The transcript has 54 exons.
GCUCUGCAGUCAGGAUGAAUCUCCCUAUUUUGACUGCAGUCCUUCUUGGACUCGUCCUGACUCCAGCCCUUGCUGAUUAUUCUCAGCAGACGGAUAACAACUGCCAGGUCUCUGUUGGAGGUGUUUUCCAAAAUAUGACUCUCAGUAGUCAAACACUUGUGGUGGUUAUUGAACAAAGGAGUGACCACUUGUCAUGGAAAACCAUCUGGCACUACAAAGCGGGUAUCAUUGCAACCAAAGUGAUGCCAGAGAGAACUUGCUACAUUUCUACCAUGAACAGAAAUGAGAUGCCCAGCUUUGAAAAUAUGGUCAAACUGGCUUCACAGAAUAGGAACCUGCUCGGAUUUGGAAGACCUAACAAGAAGAUCACCUUUGUCACCAGUGGAUUGGUCAACAACCUCACCUCUUACGGAAUAGACAUCACCGCUAUGUGCAGUGGACUCACCACCUACAUGGCUUACGAAGUUCACAGACCGCAAGUGAAUCUGGGAUCAUGCGUUACACUCGAUGUACUGAGAGUUGUGGAGCUUCAGUACUGCAAUGGCAAUGGCACUGGCAAUGGCAAUGGACAGAUUCCUCAGUUUCCUGGCAACCUCGACAACGGCACGCAAGUGAUCAUUGGUGGCCAGUCCCAAAUUGUGACCAUCAACAUGCAGUGGCGCGUGGCAAUCAUUGAGCAAAACAGCAUCAGCGGGUCCUGGAAAACCAUCUGGAACUACAACACGGGCGUCAUUGCAACCAAAGUGACGCAACAGAACACCUGCUACAUUUCCAUCAUGAACAAAAAUGAGAUGCCCAGCUUCAAUAAUCUGGCCCGCCUGGCACAAGAGAGCAGGAACCAGAUCGGUUUUGGAAGACCUACCAAGAAGAUCACCUUUGUGGCCAAUGGCUUGGUCAACAACCUCAGGUCUUACGGAGCAGAUGUCUUUUCCAUGUGCAAUGGACUCACCACCUACAUGGCUUACGAAGUUCACGGACCCCAAGUGAAUCUGGGAUCAUGCAUUACACUCGAUGUCCUGAGAGUCGUGGAUCUGAAGUACUGCACUGGCAAUGGCAAUGGCAAUGGACAGAUUCCUCAGUUUCCUGGCAACCUCGACAACGGCACGCAAGUGAUCAUUGGUGGCCAGUCCCAAAUUGUGACCAUCAACAUGCAGUGGCGCGUGGCAAUCAUUGAGCAAAACAGCAUCAGCGGGUCCUGGAAAACCAUCUGGAACUACAACACGGGCGUCAUUGCAACCAAAGUGACGCAACAGAACACCUGCUACAUUUCCAUCAUGAACAAAAAUGAGAUGCCCAGCUUCAAUAAUCUGGCCCGCCUGGCACAAGAGAGCAGGAACCAGAUCGGUUUUGGAAGACCUACCAAGAAGAUCACCUUUGUGGCCAAUGGCUUGGUCAACAACCUCAGGUCUUACGGAGCAGAUGUCUUUUCCAUGUGCAAUGGACUCACCACCUACAUGGCUUACGAAGUUCACGGACCCCAAGUGAAUCUGGGAUCAUGCAUUACACUCGAUGUCCUGAGAGUCGUGGAUCUGAAGUACUGCACUGGCAAUGGCAAUGGCAAUGGACAGAUUCCUCAGUUUCCUGGCAACCUCGACAACGGCACGCAAGUGAUCAUUGGUGGCCAGUCCCAAAUUGUGACCAUCAACAUGCAGUGGCGCGUGGCAAUCAUUGAGCAAAACAGCAUCAGCGGGUCCUGGAAAACCAUCUGGAACUACAACACGGGCGUCAUUGCAACCAAAGUGACGCAACAGAACACCUGCUACAUUUCCAUCAUGAACAAAAAUGAGAUGCCCAGCUUCAAUAAUCUGGCCCGCCUGGCACAAGAGAGCAGGAACCAGAUCGGUUUUGGAAGACCUACCAAGAAGAUCACCUUUGUGGCCAAUGGCUUGGUCAACAACCUCAGGUCUUACGGAGCAGAUGUCUUUUCCAUGUGCAAUGGACUCACCACCUACAUGGCUUACGAAGUUCACGGACCCCAAGUGAAUCUGGGAUCAUGCAUUACACUCGAUGUCCUGAGAGUCGUGGAUCUGAAGUACUGCACUGGCAAUGGCAAUGGCAAUGGACAGAUUCCUCAGUUUCCUGGCAACCUCGACAACGGCACGCAAGUGAUCAUUGGUGGCCAGUCCCAAAUUGUGACCAUCAACAUGCAGUGGCGCGUGGCAAUCAUUGAGCAAAACAGCAUCAGCGGGUCCUGGAAAACCAUCUGGAACUACAACACGGGCGUCAUUGCAACCAAAGUGACGCAACAGAACACCUGCUACAUUUCCAUCAUGAACAAAAAUGAGAUGCCCAGCUUCAAUAAUCUGGCCCGCCUGGCACAAGAGAGCAGGAACCAGAUCGGUUUUGGAAGACCUACCAAGAAGAUCACCUUUGUGGCCAAUGGCUUGGUCAACAACCUCAGGUCUUACGGAGCAGAUGUCUUUUCCAUGUGCAAUGGACUCACCACCUACAUGGCUUACGAAGUUCACGGACCCCAAGUGAAUCUGGGAUCAUGCAUUACACUCGAUGUCCUGAGAGUCGUGGAUCUGAAGUACUGCACUGGCAAUGGCAAUGGCAAUGGACAGAUUCCUCAGUUUCCUGGCAACCUCGACAACGGCACGCAAGUGAUCAUUGGUGGCCAGUCCCAAAUUGUGACCAUCAACAUGCAGUGGCGCGUGGCAAUCAUUGAGCAAAACAGCAUCAGCGGGUCCUGGAAAACCAUCUGGAACUACAACACGGGCGUCAUUGCAACCAAAGUGACGCAACAGAACACCUGCUACAUUUCCAUCAUGAACAAAAAUGAGAUGCCCAGCUUCAAUAAUCUGGCCCGCCUGGCACAAGAGAGCAGGAACCAGAUCGGUUUUGGAAGACCUACCAAGAAGAUCACCUUUGUGGCCAAUGGCUUGGUCAACAACCUCAGGUCUUACGGAGCAGAUGUCUUUUCCAUGUGCAAUGGACUCACCACCUACAUGGCUUACGAAGUUCACGGACCCCAAGUGAAUCUGGGAUCAUGCAUUACACUCGAUGUCCUGAGAGUCGUGGAUCUGAAGUACUGCACUGGCAAUGGCAAUGGCAAUGGACAGAUUCCUCAGUUUCCUGGCAACCUCGACAACGGCACGCAAGUGAUCAUUGGUGGCCAGUCCCAAAUUGUGACCAUCAACAUGCAGUGGCGCGUGGCAAUCAUUGAGCAAAACAGCAUCAGCGGGUCCUGGAAAACCAUCUGGAACUACAACACGGGCGUCAUUGCAACCAAAGUGACGCAACAGAACACCUGCUACAUUUCCAUCAUGAACAAAAAUGAGAUGCCCAGCUUCAAUAAUCUGGCCCGCCUGGCACAAGAGAGCAGGAACCAGAUCGGUUUUGGAAGACCUACCAAGAAGAUCACCUUUGUGGCCAAUGGCUUGGUCAACAACCUCAGGUCUUACGGAGCAGAUGUCUUUUCCAUGUGCAAUGGACUCACCACCUACAUGGCUUACGAAGUUCACGGACCCCAAGUGAAUCUGGGAUCAUGCAUUACACUCGAUGUCCUGAGAGUCGUGGAUCUGAAGUACUGCACUGGCAAUGGCAAUGGCAAUGGACAGAUUCCUCAGUUUCCUGGCAACCUCGACAACGGCACGCAAGUGAUCAUUGGUGGCCAGUCCCAAAUUGUGACCAUCAACAUGCAGUGGCGCGUGGCAAUCAUUGAGCAAAACAGCAUCAGCGGGUCCUGGAAAACCAUCUGGAACUACAACACGGGCGUCAUUGCAACCAAAGUGACGCAACAGAACACCUGCUACAUUUCCAUCAUGAACAAAAAUGAGAUGCCCAGCUUCAAUAAUCUGGCCCGCCUGGCACAAGAGAGCAGGAACCAGAUCGGUUUUGGAAGACCUACCAAGAAGAUCACCUUUGUGGCCAAUGGCUUGGUCAACAACCUCAGGUCUUACGGAGCAGAUGUCUUUUCCAUGUGCAAUGGACUCACCACCUACAUGGCUUACGAAGUUCACGGACCCCAAGUGAAUCUGGGAUCAUGCAUUACACUCGAUGUCCUGAGAGUCGUGGAUCUGAAGUACUGCACUGGCAAUGGCAAUGGCAAUGGACAGAUUCCUCAGUUUCCUGGCAACCUCGACAACGGCACGCAAGUGAUCAUUGGUGGCCAGUCCCAAAUUGUGACCAUCAACAUGCAGUGGCGCGUGGCAAUCAUUGAGCAAAACAGCAUCAGCGGGUCCUGGAAAACCAUCUGGAACUACAACACGGGCGUCAUUGCAACCAAAGUGACGCAACAGAACACCUGCUACAUUUCCAUCAUGAACAAAAAUGAGAUGCCCAGCUUCAAUAAUCUGGCCCGCCUGGCACAAGAGAGCAGGAACCAGAUCGGUUUUGGAAGACCUACCAAGAAGAUCACCUUUGUGGCCAAUGGCUUGGUCAACAACCUCAGGUCUUACGGAGCAGAUGUCUUUUCCAUGUGCAAUGGACUCACCACCUACAUGGCUUACGAAGUUCACGGACCCCAAGUGAAUCUGGGAUCAUGCAUUACACUCGAUGUCCUGAGAGUCGUGGAUCUGAAGUACUGCACUGGCAAUGGCAAUGGCAAUGGACAGAUUCCUCAGUUUCCUGGCAACCUCGACAACGGCACGCAAGUGAUCAUUGGUGGCCAGUCCCAAAUUGUGACCAUCAACAUGCAGUGGCGCGUGGCAAUCAUUGAGCAAAACAGCAUCAGCGGGUCCUGGAAAACCAUCUGGAACUACAACACGGGCGUCAUUGCAACCAAAGUGACGCAACAGAACACCUGCUACAUUUCCAUCAUGAACAAAAAUGAGAUGCCCAGCUUCAAUAAUCUGGCCCGCCUGGCACAAGAGAGCAGGAACCAGAUCGGUUUUGGAAGACCUACCAAGAAGAUCACCUUUGUGGCCAAUGGCUUGGUCAACAACCUCAGGUCUUACGGAGCAGAUGUCUUUUCCAUGUGCAAUGGACUCACCACCUACAUGGCUUACGAAGUUCACGGACCCCAAGUGAAUCUGGGAUCAUGCAUUACACUCGAUGUCCUGAGAGUCGUGGAUCUGAAGUACUGCACUGGCAAUGGCAAUGGCAAUGGACAGAUUCCUCAGUUUCCUGGCAACCUCGACAACGGCACGCAAGUGAUCAUUGGUGGCCAGUCCCAAAUUGUGACCAUCAACAUGCAGUGGCGCGUGGCAAUCAUUGAGCAAAACAGCAUCAGCGGGUCCUGGAAAACCAUCUGGAACUACAACACGGGCGUCAUUGCAACCAAAGUGACGCAACAGAACACCUGCUACAUUUCCAUCAUGAACAAAAAUGAGAUGCCCAGCUUCAAUAAUCUGGCCCGCCUGGCACAAGAGAGCAGGAACCAGAUCGGUUUUGGAAGACCUACCAAGAAGAUCACCUUUGUGGCCAAUGGCUUGGUCAACAACCUCAGGUCUUACGGAGCAGAUGUCUUUUCCAUGUGCAAUGGACUCACCACCUACAUGGCUUACGAAGUUCACGGACCCCAAGUGAAUCUGGGAUCAUGCAUUACACUCGAUGUCCUGAGAGUUGUGGAUCUGAAGUACUGCACUGGCAAUGGCAAUGGCAAUGGACAGAUUCCUCAAUUUCCUGGCAACCUCGACAACGGCACGCAAGUGAUCAUUGGUGGCCAGUCCCAAAUUGUGACCAUCAACAUGCAGUGGCGCGUGGCAAUCAUUGAGCAAAACAGCAUCAGCGGGUCCUGGAAAACCAUCUGGAACUACAACACGGGCGUCAUUGCAACCAAAGUGACGCAACAGAACACCUGCUACAUUUCCAUCAUGAACAAAAAUGAGAUGCCCAGCUUCAAUAAUCUGGCCCGCCUGGCACAAGAGAGCAGGAACCAGAUCGGUUUUGGAAGACCUACCAAGAAGAUCACCUUUGUGGCCAAUGGCUUGGUCAACAACCUCAGGUCUUACGGAGCAGAUGUCUUUUCCAUGUGCAAUGGACUCACCACCUACAUGGCUUACGAAGUUCACGGACCCCAAGUGAAUCUGGGAUCAUGCAUUACACUCGAUGUCCUGAGAGUCGUGGAUCUGAAGUACUGCACUGGCAAUGGCAAUGGCAAUGGACAGUCUCAGCAGCCGAAUCACAACUGCCAUUUCUCUGGUGGAUGUAUUUACCAAAAUAUGUCUGUCAGUGGUCAAACACACGUGGCCAUUUUCGAGCAAAGGAGCAACCAGUUCUCAUGGAAAACCAUCUGGAAUUAUAACACGGGCAUCAUUGCAACCAAAGUGGUGCAAGGGAGAACGUGCUACAUUUCCACCAUGAACAGAAAUGUGAUGCCCAGCUUUGAUGCUCUCGUCAUAUACGCUUCAGAGAACAGGAACCAGAUCGGUUUUGGAAGACCUACCAAGAAGAUCACCUUUGUCACCAAUGGCUUGGUCAACAACCUCAUGUCUUAUGGAGCAGAUGUCUUCUCCAUGUGCAGUGGACUCACCACCUACAUGGCUCAUGAAGUUCACGGACCCCAGCUGAAUCAGGGAUCAUGUAUCUCACUUGAUGUCCUCAAACUUGUGGAUCUGAAUUAUUGUGGUGGCAAUAUCAAAGCCUGAAAACCUUAUCUUUCUUCAGUCAAGUACAGAGACUCUGAGCUGCUGCCCAAGGCAAACCCUGUUGCCAUUCUUCCCUCACAUCUCCUUUUAGAGGUGUUCUUGGGGAUUUAAAUCCUGACACAGAUCAACUGGUGAUGACAUCUUUCAAAUAAAUUCCUUCAUUAUGG